AUGGAAAUAGUGGAUGGAUUUGUGCUGAACAUCGAUGAAGAGGCUACAGCCAGGGUGUGCACAUUAUACUCAGUUUUCAAUGCAUCCGAUUACCUACUGCGCAUGGUACUCUAUGCUCAACCCUCUAAGGAGCCGGCCGAUGAAGCAAAAGAUGCUGAACUCAAAAAGGAAGACCCUACAAGAUCUUUUUUCAAAGAUCUCUUCCUUUUCAAAGAAAAUGAAAUUGCUGCAAGGAAAAGGGAAAGAAUGAAGACCCACAGCAUGAAAAUCUACCAGAAGACGACAUUUUCGUCCCGAAUGAAGAGUCGCUCACACCUUGCCCAGCUGGCUUUUUUUGCGGAGGCAGGUAGCAGCUCCUAUGAAAAGCUGGGGCUAGACCCCACUCUGAUCCUCAGACUGACAGAAGGCGCGGACAGAAAGAGGACCGUCCACCAGUUUAUUAACGACCAACGAGACAGAUUUCUACUUGAGUACGCAGUGUCGACUAAGAAAAACACAAUCAAAAGGUUUGAAAGACUCAUAGCCACGAAAGAAAGUCAACUCAAAAAAGCCGAGAAAAAGCUCCAAGAUGAUGCCUUGUCCUUUGAAGAGUUCCUACGAGAAAACGACCAGAGAUCUGUAGACGCUCUCAAAAUGGCAGCCCAAGAAACAAUAAACAAACUCCAAAUGACGUCAGAGCUCAAGAAAGCAGUCAUGGAAGUUCAAGCAAUAAAGAGUGAAAUAGCAAAAACAGAGUUCCUCCUCAAGGAGUACAUGAAAUAUGGAUUUUUCCUGCUGAAGUUGUCUCCGAAACAAUGGCAAGUACAGCAAUCACAAAAAAGAGUCCAGUCAUCCAAAAGUAACCAGGUUCUUCCAAAAAUCUUAGAAAAAUUCUCAAUAUGUACCAAUAAAAGAAAUAACAGCACCGAAUCGGACAGGGUAUCGUUUUCAGAAGAUCGCAGUUCAAAGAGAGGAAGCCUAGGAGGAAGACGUAGGAAAUCUACUUUGGGCCAAGACUCUAGGAGGUCAUCCGUGUUAGCUCGGCCUGAGAGCAUUGCCUCGGAGGACAGUUUGGAGUACUUUAUAGAGGACGAGAUAGUGGAGUUUGAUCUGAUGCCAGAGAUCUAUUUCAAGGAGCCGGAGGAGUUACUGCAGGUCCUCACGGAGCUGGAAGAGCAGAAUCUCACCUUGGUCCAGUAUUCCCAAGAUGUGGAUGAGAAUCUCGAAGAUGUCAACAAAAGAGAACGAUUUAUACAGGAUAAGAUAAACAACAACAUCUCGUUCCUUCUGGAGCAUAAGAACAUGCUUAAGGUGAGCUGUGAACGAGAGGAGGAGAAGGCUGCAGAGUUGGAGCUGAGGUCCAGGCUCUUCAACUUCGGAGAAUUCAAUUCCGAUGCCCAGAAGCCUGUAAUCAUGAGGCAGGAACCUUCAUGGAAAUCGACUUUUGCUGAGAAGUUUAUUGAGUUCCUCUUGACGAAUAUCAGACAGCCAAAGCCGAUAUCGGAUACCCCCUUUCACCUCCCAAGUUACAUUAUCUAUCAGCUCAAGAGACUGCAAAAUCAAGUAAAACAUCGAAGUGUCGAGGAAAAGCUGAUAGACUCACUUAGUAAAAAGAUUAACCAAGUCUACAGAGUCUGCAUUGGAGAUGCUGAGGUUGGCAGUCUGAACGCAAUUCAAAAACUGGUCAAAGUGGAGUCUCGCCUGGUGGAGCUGAGCGACCUCAUUGAAUCUAUUCCCAAAGAGAACGUGGAAGCAAUCGAAAGGAUCAAACAGAAGGAGCGACGGCAAAAGCUUCGUGAAGAGAAGAUGAGAGAAAAGCAGAGACACCAGGAGGAGAGGCUAAAAGCUGCUCUGGAAAGAGCAGUGGCACAACCCAAGAAGAAGUUGGGAAGACGACUUAUCUACCGGUCAAGACCUCACUCUGCUAACAAACAUGAGCUACUUUUAAUUGGUGAUCCGAGAUCAAAGACACAGGAGGAGGAGUAUUUUUUUAGUUGAACAGGAUCCUGAAGACACUUAUUAGCAAGUUUGUAUGUGGAUGUUGGCUCUCAGUGAUGCACUACUGAGCUAACAGAUCCCAGGGAUGC
Molecule: messenger RNA, 2066 nt
Organism: Rattus rattus (black rat)
Lineage: Eukaryota; Metazoa; Chordata; Mammalia; Rodentia; Muridae
Gene: Ccdc38
Product: coiled-coil domain containing 38
Cellular component (GO): centrosome
Source: RefSeq, a predicted model, not a curated record